AUGCGAUUGGUCAAUUUUUUUUUCAUUCGAGAUCUCGGACCGAUUUCUAAAGCCUUGUGUCCUCGAUGCUAAAAAUCGGUCCGAAACUUCGAAUGAAGAAAGAAUUGACCAAAGAAUGGUGACGUUUGUUAAUUUUUUCUCUACCGAGAUGGACACGAGUCUUUACAAAACUGUUGCGUUCUACAAAACGCAUUCAUAUAUUCGGAUGUUGAAAAGAGUUAAGACGUAAAAAAUAUAAGCACUGCAAGCAAUGUGAUAGAUCUGUACCAACGACAUAUAUAUAUAUAUAUAUAGACCAAACAUUCUGCUCGUAGCUUGAAGGAAAUUGACGGUUUAUAUAGCGUUUAAAACCGUGAUGUCUCUUUCUACUUUGAUGAGAGAACAGUAUGAUAGAGUGAAAUAGCACGGGUCCUAAAACGCCACAUAAACUAUCAAUUUCCGGCUUCAACCCCACUGAAAAGCAUGAGAAUGCUUCAUCUAUAUAUAUAUGCGAUGAUAUAUAUAUAUAUAAAACCAACGUCGAUUAAUCUUAAUCAGAAUUGAUUAACAACCAUAAUUGGUCAAUUCCACUAAACAGUAAAUGCGAUUGGUCAGUUAACAGUCGAUUAAGUAACUGACGUUGGUGAAAUUCUUUAAGUUCUUGACAGUUGGCAUCUCUGCAUUCGACCAUGAUCGCGUUGCCCUCAUACGGCGCUUUCGCAAAUUAAUCCGGAAUAGCUUGAAAAAUCAUACACAUUUCUCUUUAUUCUUUCAGGAAUCAGGAAUUAAGUUAAACAUCAAUAACUGAUGAUAAUUCAAAAUUAUCAAGAUCUAUCAAAAAUACUGAUUACAUCGUGACCAAAAUUCAACUUGUUGAAUUAUUUCGUGAACGUUACUAGUCGUGCCACAAUUGAUGCUCUGACGGGAACAUCGGUGACGAAUUAAGAGAAAAAACGCUGAGUCAAUCGACAUAAGUCGUUUGUUAAAAGAUAGUGAUCUCGAAUCUCAUCAGCAAAGGAAAGCUAAAGACACGCUAAUUGAGAUGGCAACUAAGGAUCUUAAAGACGACACCGCCACCGCUACUUCAACUGGCAAACUCUUCACGCGGGCAGAAGUGGAGAAGCAUACUGAAACUUCCAAAGAUACAUGGAUCAUCAUUCAUAAUAAUGUCUACAAUGUCACCUCGUUUCUCAAUGAGCAUCCUGGUGGUGAGGAGGUACUCCUGGAACAAAACGGACAAGAUGCUACAGAAGCUUUCGAAGAUAUUGGACAUUCAACUGAUGCUAGGCAAAUGAUGGAAUCAUAUAAAAUUGGAGAGUUGGUAGAAGUAGAUAGAACAGAUGAUUCUGAAAAGAAAACAAGGGACUGGUCUAAUGGAAAUGAAGACAGCUCUAGUUCUUGGUGGUCCUGGUUGAUUCCAAUUGCCCUUGGGGUGCUUGCCACCAUCGUCUAUCGCAACUUUAUCAGCGCAUAUUAAAACAUUCCGCCUUUUUUUCAUGUUAUUUACUUGUUAACAACUAUAUAUAUGUAUACAUAUGUAUUGAUAAACAAUUGUUGUACAAUUUUUCCGAAUGUAUGUCGCGUAUUGUUGUUUUCUAUGAACCAAAUAAUGCAUUUUCUGGCCUAGGAUCUUUUCACGAGAAAGGAAGAUAGAGAGGAAACGGCCGAUAAUAUGUACUAUAUAAUGAUACAUAAUACAAAUAACGCACAUUUAUAUAUUUAUAUGUAUACAUUUGUACACAUAGUAUAUAUAUGCAUAUGUACAUGUAGCGUUCAUACGCGACGUUUUCCAAAUUGACGAAAUAAAUUAAUUUAAUUCCUUAGAAAGCAGGAUUCCCACGGAAUAAAGAAGUAAACCUGGUCCUUAAAUCCUUAAAAAUGAGAAAAAGACUACUACAAGAAGACAAUAACUAAUAGAAGUAAUUCGAUCAUCGAUCAAAACAUAUGAAACGAGUGAUCAUAUUUGUUAAUAUUAUUUAUAUAUUAUAGCAGAUCAAUCAAGAAGACUGCAUCGACUGCACUGAUGAAGAGAUAAAAUAGCUGCAUUUAAAAUAAUUUUUAAAAUAUUUUUUAUAAUGAGUAUAAUGAAUUUGUAAUCACAUUUAUUAUCUUUUCUACAAUUUACCAAUAAAAACAUAAUAGAUUUCUAAAAAAUUUCUUUUAAAUAAUAAUGCAUAUAAAUCGCAAAAUUCAAACAUGUACAAACAAUAAUAAUGCUAUAUAAAAUUUAAGAAUUUUAAUACUUGUGAUGAUUUUAAUUUAGAUCGAUUCUGAGAUUUAAUAUUCUAAGAUUAAGAUUAGUAUUCACAAUCGCUUUUUAUAUUUAUAAUUAACUCAAGUGCAGUCUUGACACGUCAUAAAUCAAUCACCAUGAUAAAAACAUUACUUAAGAAUGUCGACUGUAAAUAUCAGCCUAAAUAUUUAUUAAAACUAUUCGACUGCACAACAUUCUUAAAUAAAUGCAUUGUACUGUAUACAGAAAAAAUAAUUUUGUUAUUUAUUAAAAAAUUUAGUUAGAUAACAUCUGAAAAAGUAUAUAUUUAGUGGAUCAUUAAAAUAAUUAUUCAGUCAAAAAUUCAAGCAUGAUAUUGCGUAAUACUGCAAAAAAUUUUAUUCUCAUAACCAACUCGACCAUUUUACAUAAUUACUUUAAAUUAAUAUUAAUAAUCCGACAAAAUAAUAUUUAAAUCUAUAUUUAGCCAAAUUUUUUAAUGCUUCAACAACUAUUCUUUCUGUAUAUAAGAAAAUGAAUAUAUCAACAUCAAAAUUGUUAAUUUUUUUUUAGUAUAUAAUAUAAUAGAUUUAUAUUAUCAUAUAGUAUAUUUAUACAUUGAUAAAUAAAGAUUCUGUUGCAAAGGU
This is a messenger RNA of Atta colombica, 2838 nucleotides long. RefSeq names its product cytochrome b5-like (gene Cyt-b5). The transcript has 4 exons. Gene Ontology annotation, cellular component: membrane; intracellular membrane-bounded organelle. Lineage: Eukaryota; Metazoa; Arthropoda; Insecta; Hymenoptera; Formicidae. The record is from RefSeq and is a predicted model, not a curated record. Gene Ontology annotation, molecular function: heme binding. Bases 1022 to 1456 code for a protein of 144 amino acids.